Daucus carota subsp. sativus is the source of this 3066-nucleotide messenger RNA. RefSeq lists its product as uncharacterized. The record is from RefSeq and is a predicted model, not a curated record. The transcript has 9 exons. Bases 1 to 3066 code for a protein of 1021 amino acids. Lineage: Eukaryota; Viridiplantae; Streptophyta; Magnoliopsida; Apiales; Apiaceae.
AUGAAGCUGUUGCAAGAAAAAUUUUUGAAAAAGAAAAUCCAGGGGGUAGACAUUGAAGCCAUCAGACAAGAAGAAGAAAGAUUAGCAGCUGAGAAGAUGAAGAUCAGCAAGCUAAAGUCUGAUAAGGAGAAACCAAUCUCUGAUUCCUCAAAGAAACAAUCAAGACCAAAAGAAAAAGGGAUUGUAAUUGGAGAAAUCAAUUACUCUGAUAUCAAUAGACCCAGAACUAGAGCUCAAGCAAAGCCUGAGAUUGAGUCCAAUGAUAAAGGGAAGAAACCUGUUGAUGGUGUCCCUGUUUUAAAGAAGAAGUCAAUUGUCAAGAUUGCAUCAGAAGCUCCUUCUCAAAGACUGGUACAGUUAAACAAAGCUACAAAGAUAAUAUCUGAUGUGUCUGGUAUAGUUGAAGAAGAAGAGGAAGUUGGACUGACCAGGAAAAGAAGAACUUCAGAAACAAUGGUCAAGUCAGUCUCUGAUCUAAACUUAACCUCUGACAUUGCUCAAAAAAAUAGCUCUGUUAUGGAGACUAUAGCUAAUAGCAGAAUCUUGGGAUACAAUAAUGAUGCAGAUAGACCAAGGGUGAUCCAACUGGGGGAAGCAAUGAGAAAAAGCAAGGCAAAUGCUUUGAGAUCAGCUAUAUACCAAACUGGGGAAGACACUGAAGAGCUCAGUCGUAGGGUGCCUUUCAAAGAGAUUGAUUUAAACCAAACAUCGAGAUUGAGGGUGCAAGGAUUUUCAAGCAAUGCAACUCGUGCAACCAGUGAAGUUUCAGGAGUAUACAUUCCAAGGCGUCGCGGUCCAGGUAUUGCUACCUUACUUGAGAGGAAACAAAGUCACAAACAAAAGGAUGCAGACAAUGUUGAAUCCGUCAAGAAGUUAUAUUCACAAUUUGAGAAUGCUGUCAAGGAAGAUGAUGGACGUACUGCUGAUUUGCGCACGUGGAAAGAUUACAUGAAUCUUGGACCGCCUAAUGUCACAUGUGCAAAUUGUGGAUCCCUUAUGUGGAAUAUGGAAAGAAAUAAUAAGUCUAUUAAGACUGUCCCCCCCACUUUUUCAUUGUGUUGUCGAAAUGGACAAGUAGUGCUGCCUAAGGAGAAGAAACCUCCCGAGCUCCUUCAGUCAUUGCUCACAUCUGAUCAGAGGUCAAAGAAUUUCAAAAAAAACAUAAGAGUCUACAAUGCAAUGUUCGCAAUGUCCUCCAGUGGUGGUAAAGUUGACCACAAAAUAAAUCAUGGUGGUGCUCCUUAUUGUUUUAAAAUCAGAGGCAUGAACCUUCACUUUGUAGGCAGUCUGCUGCCGUUGGAGGGUCAAGCACCGAAGUUCUGUCAGUUGUACAUCUAUGACACUAGGAAUGAAUUGAAUAAUAGGUUAAAUUCUUGUGGGAAUAAGGUCAGUGAGGAUAUUGAUCACAGUAUUGUGGAGGACAUACAGGGUAUGCUGCACACACACAAUAACUUUGUUAGGCAAUUCCAAACAGCUAGAGAACGAUUCAAAAGUAAUGAGCAAGAUGAGUUCAGGUUGGUUUUGGUCUCUUCGCAGGCGGCUAAUGGAAGGCCAAACAAAGUUGGUCCCUAUGAUGAGGUUGGUAGUCUGAUUGUGAAUCAAAACGAGGACACUUCUGGAUUCAGGGACACCGUAGUUGAGACACGACAGAAGGAGUUGAAAAGAGUCUGGGAAACAGACGUUUAUUUUAUGCAGCUCCAGUAUCCAUUGCUUUUUCCGUUGGGAGAAGACGGCUUGACACCUCAUAUGGGUGGUCGAUUGUGGCUGCAAUACGUGGUCGAUGCCUUCACAGCUAUUGAGAUGUAUAGGUUGGACUGGAUAAGCGGGAAUCAAACAACAAUUCGGUCUGAUCUAUACAACUUUGUACGCGAUGCAAUCAGAAAAGGUGAUAAUGACCCAAGUCAGUACUUCAAAGAUGCAUUGGCUUUAUGUCGUUCAAUUGGACAUCCUUCGUUGUUUCUCACAAUGACGUGUAAUACCAAAUGGCCUGAGAUAACUGAUAUGAUGAAGCACUUACCAGGUGUAAAGGCUUCUGAUGCACCUGAUGUUAUUGCUCGGGUCUUCAAACUUAAGCUUGAUCAGCUAAUAGAACUUAUUAAAAAGAAGAAUUAUUUUGGUCGGUACAACAGCAACACUUAUUUUGAUGAUUGCGGUUUUCCUGUUUAUAAACGACGGAAUACCGAAGCCAAGGUGAAGCGUAAAAGACAUGACCUUGACAAUCGUUUUGUUGUCCCAUAUAACCGAGAUCUGUUGUUGCGAUUCCAGUGUCAUAUCAAUAUUGAGAUUUGUAACAACUCUUGGUCGUUGAAGUAUUUAUUUAAAUAUUGUUUAAAAGGACAUGAUACCGCGACAAUGAUGCUCCGAAAGUCGAAAGGAAAUGGUAAUGUGGUAAGUGCAGAUAAUAAAUCUCGACAGAUGAAUGAGGUCAAGAAUUAUCUAAAUGGUCGCUACAUUUGUGCUUCUGAAGCGUCUUGGAGAAUUUUUGGGUUUAAUAUUCAUUCUCGAUGGCCGUCUGUUGAUCAUCUUCCAAUCCAUUUACCCAAUAAUAAAUAUGUGAGGUUUAGAACUGGAGAGAGAGUCUCCAAGGGGUGGAAGCCGUGCCAAAGGGGAGAAGUGGUUGGCAGAGUUUCAGAAGUCCAUGCAACUGCAGGUGAUUUGUUGUUUCUUCGCAUGCUACUAAUGAGGAGGAAGGGAGUGUUGUAUUUUGAAAACAUAAGAGCCAUUGAUGGCAUCGCGUAUCCUACUUUUAAGGAGGCCUGUGGUGCUCUUGGUCUGCUGCACAAUGAUAAACAAUGGAAUGAUGCCAUGGAAGAGAAUGCACACUCAUCUUUGGCUCAUCAGCUUCGUGAAAUGUUUGUGAAUAUUUUAUGUUACUGCUCUGUUACAAAUCCUGGAGACCUUUGGCAGUUACACUGGCAGUCUAUGGCAGAUGAUAUUAUACAUAAGAAGCGGAAGGAGAGUGAUGACAAUUCUUUGCAACUAUCUGAAUCGGACAUUCAAAAUUAUACCCUUGCUGGUAAUAAUAUUUUUUGUAUCAAAGUUAUAAAGUAUGUUAGGAAUAUGUGA